GCCGUCAAUUUACCAUUCCUUUUUGCUCCUUAUUUUUGACAUGCUGCAAUUUGCAUUUUGUUUAUAUUGGAUUAAACAUUAUGGAUUCAGCAAAUGAGUCGUCUUUACGCAAUUUGUUACAAGCUCCUCCGCAUAAUAAACAGCCAAAUCCACAUAGCACGCUACAACCGCAGCAGCCGGCCGUCACACCUUUUGUUGAACCCAAAGAUGUACAGCAUGAAGUAAAACUGCAAAACGUGGUAGCCACAGUCUCAGUUGCUUGCGAAUUGAAUCUUCAGGAUAUAAAUUUUCGCACGCGUAAUUCUGAAUAUACGCCAUCACGCUUUCAUGGUGUUGUAAUGCGCAUGCGAGAACCACGCUGUACAGCGCUUAUAUUCCGCACCGGCAAAAUAAUUUGCACAGGAGCACGCAACGAAGGUGAAGCCAAUUUGGGCGCUAGAAAAUUUGCACGAAUUCUACAAAAGCUCGGUUAUCCCGUGAAGUUUGUUGAUUUCAAACUACAAAAUAUUGUAGCCACUGUAGACUUAAGGUUCCCUAUACGCCUGGAAAACUUAAAUCAAAUGCAUGGUCAAUUUAGCUCAUACGAGCCUGAACUGUUUCCUGGCCUAAUUUAUAGGAUGGUUAAUCCGCGGAUGGUGCUUUUAAUAUUCGUCAAUGGUAAAAUUGUAUUUACCGGUGCCAAAGCGCGGAAGGAUAUAAUGGAUUGUCUAGAUAAGAUAUAUCCUACCUUACUUAGCUUCCGAAAGAAUUAAGGCUGUUGCAUGUAGUAUUGUAAGGAAUUAUUUUUUAUUUUGUCAUGUGUGCUACGUUAGCUAUAUUGUAAUAUUUAUGGACAUAUAUGUUUACCUAUUUUGUUUAUUUGCAUAUUUAUUGUAAUGUAGUUAAAACCGAUUUUGCUGUAAGGAGCGGACACGACUUUACAAAGGUUGAAGUUGUGCGCUUAUAUAAUAUGUAGAACAUGAUACAAAUAUUUAAAUGCUUUUUUUUAUGAAAUAGACUUAAUAUCUUUCAGAUCCGGAGAAUUACUGAGGA
Rhagoletis zephyria (snowberry fruit fly) is the source of this 1032-nucleotide messenger RNA. It is a transcript of the gene Trf, whose product is annotated as TATA-box binding protein-related factor. Lineage: Eukaryota; Metazoa; Arthropoda; Insecta; Diptera; Tephritidae. Gene Ontology annotation, molecular function: DNA binding. Gene Ontology annotation, biological process: DNA-templated transcription initiation. The record is from RefSeq and is a predicted model, not a curated record.